UUGGCACUGCUGCUGUCAACGCAGCAGGCUGCGCAGAGCCAGUCUGCGCACGCGACGGCGCAGCCGACGCCGGGCCCAACGGCGCAGGAUGCGGCUGCCUCGCAGUCCGCCCUGGGCAACCCCGAUGAGACAUCUCCUUGCAAGCUCGUGUUCGGCGACGAGUCCCAGCGGGUCUCCACGUCCUACCGCUACCUCGGGGCGUUGCAGUCCUACGACUGCAAGCGCUUCUCGCCGAUACUCCUCAGCGGCCUCGACGACGACGCAGUGGACGAGCUGGUCUUCAUCGCUAGCAGCCUGGGCCCCGAGACGCGCAUCAAGGACUUCACGGCGAAGAACAAGGGGGAGAUGAGGGAGGCGAUCGCAGCAGAGAUCGCCAGGACCAUCAGCGUGUACCCGAUGCGCCUCAACGACCUGAGCGCCGACCUCGACAACACGAACGUCAUCGCGAGGCGCUUCGGCUACCCCGUCGAGCGCAUGCCCGUCUCUCGCAGGGGCGGCCUUGUCGAGGGCGGCAGCGCCCAGCAGCAGGCCCCCCAGGUGGCGCGGGUCGCCGCCCCAAGCAUGAAGGAGGUGGUGAAACCAGCAAAGGCACAGGUGGCGCCGAAGAUGGUUAAGGAGCCCGCUUUCACAAACCAGGCCGCCCCACUGGCGUCGUCGCAGCCAGCGUCCCCUUCCAACUUCAUCCCGUUCAAGGGCAAGGGGCUCGAGCUCACGCCUGAGGGCAAGUUGGAGCUGUCCCCCGAGCUUCUACAGAACCUCGUCCAGCAGUCAGCGGAUCGGAAGCCAGCUGAGCCCGCGCCCAGCGCGCCCGAAUCUCUUCCCGAGCAGCCCCCCGAGAAGAAGUGCAAGACGGAUCCCGCGAGUGCGGGCG
This is a messenger RNA of Prorocentrum cordatum, 871 nucleotides long. NCBI's taxonomy places the organism in Eukaryota, Dinophyceae, Prorocentrales, Prorocentraceae. The record is from the annotation of a GenBank genome assembly.